Messenger RNA from Musa acuminata subsp. malaccensis (wild Malaysian banana), 657 nucleotides. RefSeq names its product SNF1-related protein kinase regulatory subunit beta-3. Gene Ontology annotation, molecular function: protein binding. The record is from RefSeq and is a predicted model, not a curated record. NCBI's taxonomy places the organism in Eukaryota, Viridiplantae, Streptophyta, Magnoliopsida, Zingiberales, Musaceae.
AGCGGUGCGAUUGCUUCGAUACCUGCGCCGUCGGUGCCCUAAUCUACGAGGGGAGAAAGGAAAAAAGAGCGAGGAUCCGGCAUUCUUCCUCAGCCAUCACCCGUCGCCGGACGCUGAAGGCCCCAACCACCGGCAGCGGUAAAGAAUCCGACGUUAUCGCCCGCCCCCGGCCACGCAGCGCCGGCUCAUUAAGCCAGUUUUUCUAAAUCAUGGAUUGUCCAAAUGGAGAUGAUCAUGAAGGAGUCAGUGUUGUCGGUUUUGAAGUUCCAAGAUCACCUGAUUCAAGCUACAGCAACCCCAUACCAGGAAAUGAAGAUGAAGCUCGAGAACCUCCACUCGUCCCUCCUCAUCUGCACCAUACCUUGCUGAACUAUUCACACAGUCAAGACGAUCCAGGUAGUCUCAUAGCGCCUCAAAAUGUGAUUCUUAAUCACCUCUACAUAGAGAAUCAAGAUGGCCCAAGUUCUGUUGUAGCGCUUGGAAUCACCCACCGUUUCAGAUCGAAAUAUGUCACAGUUGUGCUUUAUAAGCCAGUUCAGAGAAGGUGAAGUUGACAAUUGACCACUUGUAUCUCAUUUGUUGAUUACUUUAAUAUUUAGGAAAGCUUUGACAAAUUCACAAGCAAAAAAAUCCCAUUCCGCAAUUGCUUUUCUCAAA